Clupea harengus (Atlantic herring) is the source of this 1764-nucleotide messenger RNA. RefSeq names its product mitochondrial carrier homolog 2 (gene mtch2). The record is from RefSeq and is a predicted model, not a curated record. Gene Ontology annotation, biological process: positive regulation of apoptotic process. Gene Ontology annotation, cellular component: mitochondrion; membrane. NCBI's taxonomy places the organism in Eukaryota, Metazoa, Chordata, Actinopteri, Clupeiformes, Clupeidae.
CUCGUUUCAUCCGUUCCUUCCCUCUACGGGAGGAGGAGGAGGUUAUUGUAAAUUGUCUCCAUAAUGGCGGACACAUGUGGCCAAGUUCUGCUGGGAUCUGGACUGACUGUCCUCUCCCACCCUCUCAUGUACAUCAAAGUUCUAGUGCAGGUGGGACAUGAACCUCUUCCUCCUUCAUUAGGGAGAAAUUUGUUUGGUCGACAGGUGUACCAGUUGCCAGGACUCUUUGCUUAUGCCAAACACAUUGUGAAGAUUGAUGGCAAAGCAGGCCUGUUCAACGGCUUAGCACCGCGACUCUGUGCGGGGACCAUCGGCACAAUCGUUCACAGCCGUGUCCUGCAGAAAUGCCAGGAGGGUAAAUAUGAGAUAAUUGGGAGCAGCAAUCAGAAAGAAGAGGAAGGAUCCAUUCAACAUGUUGUGAAUGAGACUACCAGAGAGAUGAUUGCUCGCUCCUGUGCCACUAUCGUCACCCACCCCUUCCAUGUAAUUACCCUGAGAUGCAUGGUCCAGUUCAUUGGCAGAGAAACCAAAUACAGCGGUGUGUUUGAUUCCGUUGUAACAAUCUACAAAGAAGAAGGCAUUCUGGGAUUUUUCGCUGGCUUGAUUCCUCGUCUGUUGGGUGAUGUCCUCUCCCUGUGGAUCUGCAACAUGCUCGCCCAUCUCAUUAACACAUAUGCUAUUGAUGACUCGAUGAGCCACACCGGAGAAAUAAAAAACUGCUCACAAGCCGUCACUGGGUUUUUUGCCAGUAUGCUGACAUACCCAUUUGUGUUGGUGUCCAACCUAAUGGCUGUUAACAACUGCAGUCUUGCAGGUGGCCUCCCCCCAUAUGCUUCUGUGUACCCAACAUGGGUGGACUGCUGGAGACACCUCAGUCUAGAGGGAAAUAUGAGCCGAGGCAACAGUUUAUUUUUCAGGAAGCUACCUGCAGGGAAGACGUACGCCAUCGAUCAGAAAAGAUUUUUUUAAACCAGAAGUUGACGGCAUAGCAUUUUAUUGUAAUAAUAUAAAUGAUGAUGGCCAGGGUGGGUGAGGUGGACCCUCUAAUCCUUUGUAUGCACUUGUUUACAAUAACAGACUAUUUUUUUGUUGUUUUUUUUUUUUUAACAACAAACUGUCAAGUCUGCCUACAAGUAAAUGAAAACAUUUUCACCGCAACUCGAGCUGCUUUCAUUGGAAAUGUGAAGAGCUUUAUUUUAAUAAUUAGAUUUAUAUUAAUGAUUAAAUGAAACAGGGGUAUCUCACUUGUGGGGAAAUGGGAGGGGCUACAGAAUGACAAAGUUGUCAAUCAGCUUCACAGAGGGUCGGGGCUAGCACUCGAGGACUGGCACAGUCCUGCCCCCAAUCCUAGGAUCUGGCGCUCGGUAAGAAGUUCCUGAGAGAUUGUCAAAGAUAUGCACGCCUGGCUCCCCCAGAUGACCAACUUUUUUUUGUUCUUUGACCUGGAUAGUCAAGAUGUUUCCCCCCCCACCCAAGGAAAUAAAUGCAUGUAGCUAUGUUAUUGGUCUAACGUUAAGAGGGUGGGGGGCUGUCCAGUCCGCCCUGAUUGUGAGUAUUGUGGUGUACAAUGUUUUCAUGCUGAAAUCCCAGACAAGGGCCCAUGUGGCGACUCUGUCACUCACUAGCUGUCAGUCUAGUGGAAGCUGAUAUGUUGUGCAAGUAAUUAUUAAGAGGUGCAAGUCCAUGCCUGGAUGAAGUCUUCAAAUCAGAUGUCAUAACACUGAGCUCAUUCUGAUUGAUCCAAAUAAACUGCAUUUUUGGGGA